CGACGCAGCGUCGCGAGCGCGAGCGGCCGCACCUGGCUCGGCGGCGGUGGCGGCCUGGGUGCGAGCGCGGUGCAGCCUAGUCUGAGCCAGCGCAGAGCGGCCGCCCGCAGCCCCGGCGGCGCCAUGGUGGAGGCGGCGCCCCCCGGGCCCGGGCCGCUGCGGAGGACCUUCCUGGUGCCUGAGAUUAAGUCACUGGACCAGUACGAUUUCUCGCGGGCCAAGGCGGCGGCCAGCCUGGCGUGGGUGCUGCGGGCCGCAUUCGGGGGCGCAGAGCAUGUGCCCUCGGAGCUGUGGGAGCCCUUCUACACUGACCAGUAUGCGCAGGAGCACGUGAAGCCCCCGGUGACGCGGCUGCUGCUCUCAGCGGAGCUGUACUGCCGGGCCUGGCGCCAGGCGCUGCCGCAGCUCGAGAUACCCCCCAGCCCCUCUGCGCUGCUGGCCUUGCUGGCACGGAGGGGCACGGUUCCCGCACUGCCGGAGCGCCCAGUGCAGGAGGCCGACCUGAGACACCAGCCUAUCCUCAUGGGAGCCCACCUAGCUGUCAUUGACGCUCUCAUGGUUGCCUUUGCCUUCGAGUGGACGAAGACUCUGCCCGGUCCCUUGGCCCUGGCCAGCUUAGAGCACAAGCUCCUUUUCUGGGUGGACACGACCAUCCGGCGUCUGCAAGAGAAGACAGAGCAGGAAGCAGCCCAGAGAGCAUCUCCCUCAGUCCCUGCAGAUGGAGUGGCCCCAGCGCAGCCCUCGUGCCCCACACGCUGGUAUUGGAAGCUGGUUCCUCACGCAAUUGCCUUCUGUUUGAAGGAGUCGGGGAGCAAACCCCCCAUGAUCCGAUACCGUAAGGAUCGUGCUAUGGCCCGACGUGCCCCCUGCUUUCCCACUGUGACCGGCCUCCAGGACCUGGCGAGUGGGGCUGCACUGGCUGCUACAAUCCACUGCUAUUGUCCUCAGCUGUUACGACUUGAGGAGGUGUGCCUCAAGGACCCCAUGUCUGUGGCGGACAGCCUGUACAACCUCCAGCUGGUACAGGAUUUCUGCGCCUCCCGCCUUCCUCGUGGCUGCCCGCUGUCCCUUGAGGACCUGCUUUAUGUACCACCGCCCCUCAAGGUCAACCUGGUGGUGCUGCUGGCCGAGAUGUUCAUGUGCUUCGAGGUGCUGAAACCUGACUUCGUGCAGGCCAAGGACCUGCCUGAUGGUCAUGCUGCCUCUCCCCAGGCCACAGAGGCCUCCACCCCUCAGAACAGCGGCAGCAGUUCUCCUGUCUUCAACUUCCGCCAUCCACUUCUGUCACCUGGCGGCCCCCAGUCCCCACUCCGCGGAUCUACAGGCUCUCUGAAGUCCUCCCCAUCCAUGUCCCACAUGGAGGUCCUCGGCAAGGCCUGGAACCGACAGCUCAGCCGUCCCCUUUCCCAGGCUGUGUCGUUCAGCACCCCCUUUGGCCUGGACAGCGACGUGGAUGUCGUCAUGGGAGACCCUGUCCUACUCCGCUCUGUCAGCUCAGACAGCCUGGGCCCCCCGCGCCCCGCGCCGGCCCGGACCCCCACCCAACCACCCCCCGAGCCUGGUGACCUGCCUACCAUCGAGGAGGCCCUGCAGAUCAUCCACAGUGCCGAGCCCCGGCUGCUUCCAGAUGGGGCUGCUGAUGGCAGCUUCUACCUCCACUCCCCUGAGGGGCCCUCCAAACCGACACUGGCCUCCCCCUACCCACCCGACAAGGUACCUGCCUACUUGCCCCACCCCGAGGGCCCUUUGAAACCUUCUCCCUGCCAGGCAGGAGAGGUACUGAAACCUCAGGCCCUGUCUGAGGGCUCCCCAAAGGCGAUGGCUUCAUCCCCAGCUGCCAGCAACUCUGAAGUGAAGAUGACCAGCUUUGCUGAACGCAAGAAGCAGCUGGUGAAGGCCGAGGUGGAGGCUGGAGCGGGGUCCCCAGUGGCCACCCCAGCAGCACCAGAGGCCCUGAGCUCGGAAAUGAGUGAGCUUGGAGCCCGGCUGGAGGAGAAACGGCGGGCCAUAGAAGCUCAGAAGCGACGGAUUGAGGCCAUCUUUGCCAAGCACCGCCAGCGACUGGGCAAGAGCGCUUUCCUGCAGGUGCAGCCUCGGGAGGUUGGAGGGGAGGCUGAGGCAGAGGCUGAGCCAAGCCCAACCCCUGGUGGGGAGCGGCCAGCAGGUGAGGGCCAGGGUGAGCCAUCCCCACGGCCCAAGGCAGUGACUUUCUCACCAGAACUGGGCCCGGUGCCCCCCGAGGGACUGGGGGAUUAUAACCGGGCAGUCAGCAAGCUGAGUGCUGCACUGAACUCAUUGCAACGGGACAUGCAGAGGCUCACAGACCAGCAGCAGCGGCUCCUGGGCCCGCCUGAGGCCCCUGGGCCCUCCCCACCUCCCACUGCCCCGCCUCCUGCUGCGUGGGUCAUCCCUGGCCCCACGAUGGGUCCUAAAGCUGCAUCCCCCAGCCCUGUACGGCGCUCCUCAGCUGCCCGGCGUAGCCCAGGGCCUGCUCCCAGCCCGACGCCUCGCAGCCCGAAGCACACGCGGCCAGCGGAGCUGCGGCUAGCACCUCUGACAAGGGUGCUCACACCUCCCCAUGAUGUUGACAGCCUCCCCCACCUGCGCAAGUUCUCACCAAGCCAGGUGCCUGUGCAAACGCGCUCCUCCAUCCUCCUGGCUGAGGGGCCAUCUCCUGAGGAGCCCUCAGCCAGGCCAGGCCUCAUUGAGAUCCCCCUGGCCAGCCUGGAAGAGCCCCCAGCUGAGCAUGAGGGAGAUGGGAGCCCCCCUGGUGCUGAAGACUCCUUAGAGGAAGAGGUAUCUUCAGAGGGAGAGCCCCGCACUGGGCUGGGCUUCUUCUAUAAGGAUGAAGACAAGCCCGAGGACGAGAUGGCUCAAAAGCGGGCCAGCCUGCUGGAGCGGCAACAGCGACGGGUGGAGGAGGCGCGGCGACGGAAACAGUGGCAGGAGGCCGAGAAGGAGCAGCGCAGGGAGGAGGCUGUGCGGCUGGCCCAGGAGGAGAUGGCCCCCAGCCCCUCGGCCCCUACAGCAACCCCAGCCCCUGCUGCUCGGGCCCCAGCUGAAGAGGAGGUGGGCACCCGGCGGGGGGAGUUCACAAGGCUUGAGUAUGAACGCCGGGCCCAGCUGAAGCUGAUGGAUGACCUGGACAAGGUGCUACGGCCACGGGGGACCGGGGGGCCAGGCCGGGGCGGACGGAGGGCCCCCCGGCCUCGCUCUGGUUGCUGUGAUGACUCAGCCCUGGCACGAAGCGCUGCCCGUGGCCUGUUGGGUUCUCGGCUCAGCAAGGUCUACUCCCAGUCCACCCUGUCACUGUCAACCGUGGCCAACGAGGCCCCCAAUAACCUUGGUGUGAAGAGGCCAUCUAGGGCUCCGUCCCCAUCUGGCCUCAUGUCCCCAAGCCGCCUGCCUGGUAGCCGUGACCGUGACUGGGAGAAUGGCAGCAACGCCUCCUCCCCAGCAUCAGUGCCUGAGUACACAGGUCCUCGGCUGUACAAGGAGCCCAGCGCCAAGUCCAACAAGUUCAUUAUCCACAAUGCCCUGUCACACUGCUGCCUGGCAGGCAAGGUGAAUGAGCCACAGAAGAACCGAAUUCUUGAGGAAAUUGAGAAGAGCAAGGCCAACCACUUCCUGAUCCUCUUCCGGGACUCGAGCUGUCAGUUCCGGGCUCUCUACACGCUGUCGGGGGAGACGGAGGAGCUGUCUAGGCUGGCGGGCUACGGCCCCCGCACCGUCACACCCGCUAUGGUAGAAGGCAUCUAUAAGUACAACUCGGACCGCAAGCGCUUCACCCAGAUCCCCGCCAAGACCAUGUCCAUGAGUGUGGACGCCUUCACCAUCCAGGGACACCUCUGGCAGAGCAAGAAGCCCACCACUCCCAAGAAGGGGGGAAGCACCCCCAAAUAGCCCUGCACCAGGUGGUGCUUGGCCACUGGCCUCGCAGAGGACAGCCUGGAGGACAUGCUGUGGGUGUUCCUGGGUCCUGCCUGUCCCAGCCUUGUCUGGGUGGGGCUGGAGUUCCCACCCCCUAACUUUUGUCUCGUCCUGCUGUGGGGGCUGAGCUGGGAGGUUCAGGGACUCAGGGCUCAGCUCAGUCCCCUGUCUGUCCUCCCUACCUUCUUGAAUAAAAUAAUUUAAGGAGA
Messenger RNA from Hipposideros armiger (great roundleaf bat), 4139 nucleotides. RefSeq names its product calmodulin regulated spectrin associated protein family member 3 (gene CAMSAP3). The record is from RefSeq and is a predicted model, not a curated record. The transcript has 19 exons. Gene Ontology annotation, cellular component: microtubule minus-end. Lineage: Eukaryota; Metazoa; Chordata; Mammalia; Chiroptera; Hipposideridae. Gene Ontology annotation, molecular function: spectrin binding; calmodulin binding; microtubule minus-end binding. Gene Ontology annotation, biological process: cytoplasmic microtubule organization; neuron projection development; negative regulation of microtubule depolymerization. Bases 124 to 3903 code for a protein of 1259 amino acids.